CCAUACUGCACAUAUAUGUGAGCCAGGGCUGGGACACAUGCCCAUCCCUGCCUCUGCUGUCAUGCAUCCUGCAGCCUGGAUGUGACUUCUCCCAGCCCCAGAAAGUUGCAGCGUGUGUGAGGACAAUCCCCGUCGCCUGGUUCGGGGUCAGCAAAGCACCAGGUGCUCCCCAUGUCAGGCUAGGAGCACCCCCAUUGUAUAGCAGAGGAGGGGAAGGGGGUGGGAGGAUUUCGGAUUUCCCCUCUGCCUCCCAGAUGCGUUCCCUGCUGAUCCGCAAUAAGAAGAGCGCAGGGCUGGAUGAGGCUUUGGGGCUGGUUCCCCAGCAGCAGCCCAGGAUGUUCAGCUGUGUGUCCGGCUUCUGGGUGCUGCUCUCCGCCUGCCUGCUCGCUGUCUGUAGCUUCAGCUUCCUCUCCCCGGCUUGGAUAGUGAGAUCCGUCGAUACAGAGGGACAGGAGCCGGUGAGCUUCGGGCUGCUUUGGCACUGCUCCGACAACCUGGAGCUCAGGUCCGGGUGCUACGCCUUCGGGGGACUGGGGAGGUUCAAUGACAUCCCAUCCAGCUCCUGGCAGACAAGUGCCGUGCUGUGUUCUGGAGGUUGCGCUCUCUUGGUUAUGAGCUGUCUGCUAGCCAUUGUGACCUUGUUUCUACCCACCAGCUUGUGUGAAAGACGGCUAUGUACGCUCGCGGGAUACAUGCAGACAGCAGCAGUGUUCAUUAUGGCUUCUGGACUCUUGGUGUAUCCCUUCGGCCUCAAUUCUACUACUGUGAAAAAAUACUGUGAAAACUCAAGUAUAUACUAUGCAGGAGACUGUCAAAUAGGAUGGGGCUACAUGCUUGCAAUUGUUGGGGUCAUGUUAUCUGUGUUUUUGCCAUUCUUUGCUAAAUAUGCACCAAAAGAACACACAACCCCAACACCCCUUCCUACUAUUUUAUAGUAUUUUAUUUUUGCGGAAAAAGGUUUCUAUGUUCAGAUGGAUGGACAGAACGUAUUAAAGCACCUCUUUGUAGCUGUGCGGCUAAACAUACAAGUCAGAUCAAAUAUUGCAUUGAUCGUCUUCCUGAAGCAUGAUAAAAUAAGAGCCUUGGGAUUAUGUAACAUUACUCUGUUUUCUUGGUUUUCCUAGUCUUUCCUUACAGUACUGUGUGCUGUUUCCUUUAAAGUUAGCUACCUCCUAAUCAUCUCCUUUCCAAUGAAACACAAAUUAUUUGCUGGAACCCAGAUUUUUUUUUUUAAACCAUAUCUACAUUCAGACUAAUUUCCAAUCCAAUAUCUUCAUACUACAUGAAUAUACAGUAAUUUACUGCAUAUCACACAUGCAGUAUAUGUCCUGUUAAGCUUAUGAUCUCAUAUUUUACUCUAACAAACGUAAAUCUCUGAUUAUAACACACUAGUUAUCUUCUAAUUUGUAUCAAGAUUGUAUUUAUAAUAUGAUGUUCUAUUUCAUGAAAUGUGUAGGACUUUUAGCCCUAACAUACUGUAUUGUUUUCUAAAUUCUGGUCUUCUGCUGCCAUGUGACACAAUUCUAAUGACCUUUUGUAUAUAUGUCAAUACAAAUCAGUCUAAAUAUUCA
Molecule: messenger RNA, 1571 nt
Organism: Pseudophryne corroboree (corroboree frog)
Lineage: Eukaryota; Metazoa; Chordata; Amphibia; Anura; Myobatrachidae
Product: LHFPL tetraspan subfamily member 7 protein-like
Exons: 3
Coding region: 255-935 (226 amino acids)
Cellular component (GO): membrane
Source: RefSeq, a predicted model, not a curated record